Molecule: messenger RNA, 4302 nt
Organism: Jaminaea rosea
Lineage: Eukaryota; Fungi; Basidiomycota; Exobasidiomycetes; Microstromatales
Product: calcium-translocating P-type ATPase
Exons: 3
Coding region: 1-4302 (1433 amino acids)
Biological process (GO): intracellular calcium ion homeostasis
Cellular component (GO): membrane; intracellular membrane-bounded organelle
Molecular function (GO): ATP hydrolysis activity; ATP binding; P-type calcium transporter activity
Source: RefSeq, a predicted model, not a curated record
AUGUUGCAAGUACCAGGGUCAGUAGACGCAGCGGCGCCCGCGGCCACGUCGACAGACUCGACGUCGCAAGAGCGCAGCGCACCCGGUGGUGGUGCGGCCAGCCCUACCUUGUCGGCGUACUCAGACCAUAGCGGGCCUGCCUCCCCCCAGCAUACGACCAGAGCGCUGCGAGAGAACGACCCGCAGCAGCAGCAGCAGCAGCAGCAAUCACACCAACGCGAGACGAGCGCAUCCACCCAGCCAGACUCGCAACCACAGCCGCAAGCGUCGACUUCAGCGGCGGGCGCCGCUUCUUCGACAGAGAAGGAGUCGUCUUCCCACCCCAAGGGCGAGGCAGAGCGUGCGCCCAUCGCCGUCAAGGCGGACAAGGAAGCAGAAAAGCGCUCCCACUGGUCGCGAUUCAAGGCCAUCUUCACGGGCAACACACGCUCAGCUCGCGCAGCCGCGGCAGCAAAGGCCGUAGAGGAGGAGAAGGAGCGACAGAAGAAUGUUGAUCCGAGACCUUUCCACUUCAAGCCAUACACGCUCGGCGAGCUCGUGGACCCCAAGUCCGUCGCCAAGCUGAGGGGUAUGGGCGGGAUUGAUGCGCUCAUUGAUGGGCUGGGGACAGAUGCAGAGCGUGGCUUGGAUCUGCCCAUCAGGACAGCAGAAGCUGCUCCCGGGGAUGAGGCUCCCAAGAGGCUGACUGACGUUGAGGAUCAGCAGGGGUCAAAGGUGGCCAAGAAGCCUUCGUCUGUUGAGGCGACCAUCGAGGACCGAGAGCGCGUCUUUGGGCGCAACGUCCUGCCGCAGAAGAAGCCCAAAUCCCUUCUCCUGCUCAUGUGGAUCGCCCUGCAGGACAAGGUCCUCAUCAUUUUGAUCAUCGCAGCCAUCGUCUCCCUCAUUCUAGGCUUCUACACCGACUUUGUCGCACCGCCAGAGCUCCUGCCGUGCAACUCAUCGCCAGACGGUCUCUGCGAGGCGCCCGAUGUUGACUGGGUGGAAGGUCUUGCCAUCCUCAUCGCCGUCACCGUCGUCGUUACCGUUGGGUCUGUCAAUGACUAUGGAAAGGAGCGUCAGCUGCAAAGGCUGAAUGCGCAAAAGGAGGAGCGCGAUGUCAAGGUCAUCCGCCAAGGCAAGCCCGGUCUCAUGUCCGUCCACGACGUUCAAGUCGGCGACAUCCUCCAGCUCGAGCCCGGAGAGGUUAUCCCAGCAGACGGAGUAUUCCUGCGCGGCCACAACGUCAAGUGCGACGAGUCUGGCGCUACGGGCGAAUCCGAUCUAAUCAAGAAGGCCUCGUACGCCGACUGCCUCGCCGAGCUUGAAGCCGCCGAGGCCAACGGAACGCAGCCAUCGAAGCGCGACCCUUUCCUCAUCUCUGGCUCCCGAGUACAGGAGGGUGUGGGAGAGUACGUCGUUACCUCAGUCGGUACAAUGUCCUUCAACGGUAAGCUCAUGAUGUCCUUGCACUCUGAGGCAGAGGACACGCCGCUACAGUCGAAGCUCAACCACCUCGCGGAGAUCAUCGCCAAAUUGGGCGCCGCGGCUGGUCUACUACUCUUCAUCGUCUUGUUCAUUCGCUUCCUCGCUCAACUCAAGGACUUCCCUGGUACGGCAAACGACAAGGGCCAGCGCUUCAUCUCAGUGCUCAUCUUGGCCGUCACGGUCGUCGUCGUUGCUAUCCCCGAGGGCCUCCCUCUCGCCGUCACUCUCGCUCUCGCCUUUGCCACCCGCCGCAUGGCCAAGCAGAACUUGCUCGUCCGCCUACUCGGCUCUUGCGAGACCAUGGGCGCCGCUACAGUCAUUUGCACGGACAAGACGGGCACACUCACUCAGAACCAGAUGAGCGUCGUGGCUGGCUCUGCUGGUAUCCACUGCAAGUUUGUGCGUCAGCUGGAGAACCACCAGGGGCGAGUCGCCAAGGAGGAGACGGAGGGCAACACCGACUGGGCCAUUGACCAAUCCAGCCUCGGCGACGUCGUUGCCGGUCCGCUGCGCGAACUCUUCAACGACAGUAUUGCCGUCAAUUCGACUGCCUUUGAGGAAGCUGCGGAAGAUGAGGAAGAGAAGAAGAAGCUUAGCGCCCUCUCCCCGAUGGCAAAGCUGAAGGCUCUGUUCUCGCCCAAGGCAAAGGCUGCAGCCAAGAAGGCAGGCGCGACCGGCGGCUUCGUCGGCUCCAAGACCGAGACUGCCCUGCUCUCACUUGCCAAGGAUCUGGGAUGGGAGGACUACCGUGUUCGCCGCAAGGCCAACGAGGUUGUCACGUCCUUCCCCUUCAGCUCGGAGCGCAAGGCUAUGGGUGUCGUAGUCAAGAAGACCGAUGGCUCGGGGUACCGAUUCUUCGUCAAGGGUGCCAGUGAAGUCAUUACAGCUCUCUGCUCCGAGGUUGUCGACAUGCCGCGUGAGGCGAGCAACGAGGUCAACACCGCACCCAUCACGGAGGACGACCGCGCCAACCUAACUCGCACCAUUGCAUUCUACGCCAACCAGACGCUCCGCACGCUCGGCCUCGCCUACCGUGACUUCCCCUCUUGGCCGCCCAAGGACGCCUCAUUUGUCAAGUCCGACGCCGGUGAGGACUCCAAUGAGGUGGACUACAAGUCCAUCGCCAAGGACAUGACCCUUCUCUCCGUUGUAGCCAUCGAGGACCCUCUUCGCGACGGUGUAGCUGACGCUGUGCAGGCGACGUACCGCGCUGGGCUGCGAGUCAUUAUGGUCACAGGCGACAACUCUCUGACGGCCCGCUCCAUCGCCGCCCAGUGCGGCAUCUACGAUCCGGCCCAGAACCCCGUCAUCAUGGAGGGCCCCGUCUUCCGUACGCUCAAUGAGAGCGACCUUCGCGAGGUCGUCCCCCGCUUGCGUGUGCUGGCUCGCUCUUCGCCGCAGGACAAGCAGAAGCUGGUCGAAGCCCUCAAGAGCAUGGGCGAGAUUGUGGCAGUCACCGGAGACGGCACCAACGAUGCUGCGGCGCUCAAGGCGGCCAAUGUGGGCUUCUCAAUGGGUGUUGCCGGAACUGAGGUAGCCAAAGAGGCCUCCGAUAUCAUUCUCUUGGACGAUCGCUUCUCCUCAAUCGUGACUGCCCUGCUCUGGGGACGAUGUGUCCGCAAUGCCGUACGCAAGUUCCUUCAGUUCCAGCUGGCAGUCAACGUCGGCGCGGUGAUCAUUACCUUUGUCACCUCAGUCGCAAGCGAGGACGAAUCUGGUGCUCUUACUGCAGUCCAGCUCCUCUGGCUCAACGUGCUUAUGGACUCCCUCGCCGCCCUGGCUCUUGCAACCGACCCGCCUUCGGACGAGCUCCUCAAGCAGAAGCCCGAACGCCCGAACACGAGCCUCAUCUCAAUCGACAUGUGGAAGAUGAUCCUCGGCCAGGCCACUUACCAGGUCGCCCUCGUCCUCGUCCUGUACUUUGCCGGAGCUCACAUCUUCGGCAUUGAGGCUGCUCCCGGAGACGAGGUCGGCAAAUUUGCCGCAGAGACGACCAUCAAGGCCCUCACGUUCAACACCUUCGUAUUCGCCACCCUCUUCAACCAGGUCAACGCCCGUCGCUUGGACCGCCGCUUCAAUAUCUUCCAAGACCUCUUCAAGAACCCGUGGUUCCUCGCCAUUCUCGCCUUCGAGGUUGGCGCACAGGUCCUCAUCAUGUUCGUCGGCGGCAAGGCCUUCAGCGUCGAGCGACUGGAGGGCAAGUACUGGGCUGUCGCCAUCGUCGCCGGUUUCAUCUCGUGGCCUUUGGGCGUCCUCAUCAAGCUCAUCCCCACCGAGCCGAUCGAGCGCUUUGCGAUCCGCUGGGGACUCAUCAGCGACCCACUUGCUCUGCCGUACGAUGCGCCCGAUGCCGAAGAGGCACACGAGAAGCUCAAGGGCCAGAAGUGGAGUGAGCCGGGCCUCAUGGAUCUCGCUGACGAGCUGGGCGGCUACUCUCGACGAGGCAAGAGGGCCACGCUGCUCAGCCACGGAUGGAGUGACGCCCUCGCUCUGCUUCGUCACCCUAGCGCUGCUCUCCCCCACAAGACGACGCUCGGUCAUGGCGAAGAGGGCCACGGCGCGCACUCGGUCCACCCAGCGAAGUUUGGUAUCCUCAUGCCGGGUAUCUCCAUCGCUGGACUGGCCGGAGCUUGGAGGCCGCAGAACCCGCCUGAGGCCACUCUGGCGGACCCGGCUGCUGGGGACCCGUCCCUGUCAUCGUGGCAGUUGAUGAGGCGAGGCACCAACUUGCGCGAUGAGGAGGGUGGAGCCACCGGGGCGGGUAAGGAGAAGGAGGCGGAGGCAGGCAAGGGGCAGGGUCUGCGGAACAAGUUCAAGGGGCUGAUGGGUGGGGCGUAG